This is a messenger RNA of Dentiscutata heterogama, 564 nucleotides long. NCBI's taxonomy places the organism in Eukaryota, Fungi, Glomeromycota, Glomeromycetes, Diversisporales, Gigasporaceae. The record is from the annotation of a GenBank genome assembly.
AUGCCUCAAAUUGAAGAAGUAACCAUCGAAAAUUUAAACACUCAAACUAAAUCAGUUUUCGAAUCAGGGCCCAAGGGUCAACCUCCGAACGUCUUAAAUUCUUUGAAACGUGAUCACGAUUUGUUUAAAUCACUUCAUCAAGAAUUUAACACCGCAAAAACUACGAACGAACGAGAACGAAUUGCCAAAGAGAUAAUGAAAGGUAUAGGUAUUCAUGAUAAGAUCGAACAACUAGUUUUUUAUCCGGCCUUGAAAGAUUGUGGAAUGGAAAUCGGAAAUAAUUAUGUUAAACAAAGCUUGCUUGAUCAUGAUAAUGUUAAAUCUUCGUUAUAUGAGCUGAAUUCCCUGCUUGAGGACGAGGGGGAUUUCGUUGCACAUGCUGAAGUAGAAGAAAACGAAAUUUUCAUAUUUUGCCAAAAAAUAUUUGAUGGCAAAAAAAUCGAGGAGCUUGGUAAAAAGUUGGACGAAAUGCGUAAGAUGGGUGUUACGAUGAUGAAGGCAAGAGAUGAAGUAGAGGAAGCAAUGGAGGCAGAAACAGAAGCCAUGGAAGUAGCAGUUGAAUAG